AUGUCUGAUGAAACGGCGUCCGAGGAAACGGCGUCUGAGGAAAGUAUCGGCGUUCUCUUUGUGAGGCGAGAUCUUAGACUUGCCAACAAUCCCAUUCUUCACCACCUGUCCGUUGACAUCCCCGGAGUCAUCAAAUACACCCCUACCCACCUUUUGGUAGUAUAUGUCCUGCCUCCCGACCAGGUUGAAACCUCUGGCCUCCUCAAGGCUGGAGAGGCAUCUCCGUACCCUCCAGCACUUUCGGAGAAUUCUCACGCCUGGAGAACUGGUCUCCACCGUGUCAGAUUCCUCGCAGAGUCGGUGUGGGAUAUGAAAGAGAGUCUCGAAGAGUUUGGGAUGGGGCUGAUUAUCCGAGUCGGAAGUUUCCCCGAAGUCUUGGAGAGCAUUAACUCUCAUUAUUCCAGACUGAAAUACGGCCCUCAGGUUUCCGAGGUGUAUAUUGCCAAGGGAUAUUCUGUGGAUGAGCUUAGAGAGGAGCGAGAGGUGUUUGCCACUUGCACUUACCUCGGGAUCCGCUAUGUCUCAUUCGAUGAUCGCAAGCCGCUCGUCAACCUAAAGGAUACCCCUAUGAGCCUCAUGGACAAUGUGCCUGAUGAGUUCUCCGCCUUUGAGAGCCAAGUUGACCCUUUGAUUGAUGGCGGUGGCGCUUCUCUUCAGGAACCUACCUGGUUGCCCCCUUUCCCGAACCAUGUGCCCAUUCCCCCCCAGUCAGGCCCAUUCGAGAUUCCCAAUACACUGGUGGGACUCAUCCAAAAGUUGGUCGACCCUGUGCGACUCGACUUUUCCUUCUUCAAUGGGCUCGACUUGAAUGGUGCGAUGCCCCUGACCCGCUGUGUGGGCGGAGAAACACGUGCUGUUGCGCAGCUGCGCUACGUAAUCAAGCAGGGCAUUGCAACGCGGUUCCAUGAAUCGAACGACCUGGAGGACAGUCAAGAAUGCCUCAGGCUUGCGGGCUACCUGUCCUUUGGAUGCAUUACAGCUCGGCAGAUCCACGAAGAGCUUUUGAAGCUGGAGAAUGGUACCGAGCCCGAUUACGAAGAGACUGACGGCUACAAUGAGGGCGUGACUCCCGGAACAAAGGCACUCCGAGCUGAGCUACUUCGCAGGGACUUUCUCCUGGUGAGCUCCAAAAAGCAUGGCCCCGACCUGUAUGACAUCAAUGGCUCUGGGCCAGGGCGAAACACCAACAUCGUGUGGAAGUCGCCCAACCCCGCGAAAGCCAGGCCUGACCAACAGCCUUCCACUCUCUACAUCGACGGGGUCAUGGUGCAGUUCCAAGUAGGAGCCACGGGCUAUGGCCUCGUUGACGCAAUCAUGAGGCAACUCAUCUUCACUGGGCAUGUGGGCACUCGCUCGCACAAGCUCAUUGUCAACUUCCUCGCCAAGUUUGCAGGCAUCGACUGGCAAAUGGGUGCGGAGUGGGUGGCUUCCCUGUCCUAUGAUCACGACACUUCCCUCCAAUGGUAUACGUGGCAACACUAUGCCGGGAUUGGUCCUGACCUCAGCGGCCGCGAGGCGGUCGUCUCUCCUGUCCAUGAAGCCUUCGAACUUGACCCCAAUGGUUCCUUCGUCCGAAAGUGGAUGCCAGAGUUGCGGCGCCUCACCAGGCUAUCGAACCUUUUCCAAGUAGGCACUACCUCUUCGGAGCUGUUGCUGCGGUUCGGCCUGCCAGGGCAUGUCAUGGUCACCAACCCGGUAUCGUCUGAUACUCUCAAUCUU
This is a messenger RNA of Trichoderma virens Gv29-8, 1719 nucleotides long. Its product is annotated as photolyase. The record is from RefSeq and is a predicted model, not a curated record. Gene Ontology annotation, biological process: photoreactive repair. The transcript is spliced from 2 exons. Gene Ontology annotation, molecular function: damaged DNA binding; deoxyribodipyrimidine photo-lyase activity; FAD binding. The annotation marks the transcript as partial. NCBI's taxonomy places the organism in Eukaryota, Fungi, Ascomycota, Sordariomycetes, Hypocreales, Hypocreaceae.